This is a messenger RNA of Sipha flava (yellow sugarcane aphid), 2675 nucleotides long. RefSeq lists its product as uncharacterized. The record is from RefSeq and is a predicted model, not a curated record. Bases 241 to 2400 code for a protein of 719 amino acids. Lineage: Eukaryota; Metazoa; Arthropoda; Insecta; Hemiptera; Aphididae. The transcript has 7 exons.
ACAAAAGUAAUAUUGUUUUAUAGAAGUAGUUUUAUUUAUGAACUUCGUGAUCAUGUAAUAAAUUCGUUGCUCUUAUACUAUUAGUUAUUACUUAUCUUUUAUAUAGUAUUAUGAAUUAAGUUCAAAUUUCGAUUUCUUAUGGUUAUAAUUUUUUGCUUUUUAUAAUUAUUUUAAAUAACUAUUAAUUUGAUAACAAUUCAUCGGAAGAACUUAAUUCAACUUAAUCUAUAAUGAAAGAAAAUGGAAAAACAAAAUAAUUCGUUAAGUAAUAAUGUAGAAGUUAUUUGGAGUAGAAAUAGUAGUACAAGCGGUUCGAAAUCAUUACCACUCAUCAAAGGGAUUAAUAUUAAUGAGAGUGCUAUUAAAGUUAAAAAGUUAGCUAAAUCUUAUAAUUUUUCACGUGACAUUGGUAAUAAUGAACAUAGCGUAGAACAUGCUCAUAAACAUGUAAAAAGAAGUUUAUUUCAAGAAAAAAAAAAAAUAAAUAAAAAUGUAAAAAUAAAUUACAAAUCAUCUGAAAAAUUGAAGUUAUCAUGUCCAAAAUCUCCAAUAUUUCCAUUAAAUCGAAAAAAAUUAAUGAUAAAUCAAGAUCUUAAUUCGAAAAAGUGUUUAUUCCAAAUUAAUGAUGUAAAAACUGAGAAAUUAUUGACAUCGCAAUCGGCUUGUGAUAAAUCGAAUGGUAUAUCUCCUCAUAUUGAAAAUAAAAUCGAUUCUCUCAAAAAAAAUUUGCUUUGUCCGAAUUCUUCAGAUUUGAUAUUAUCAAAUCAAAAACGAUUCACAAAUUUAGACAGUAAAAAUGAUUUUAUAGAUAAAAAAUGUAAUAUGAAAAAUAAAUGUAUACUACAAGCUGAUAUGUUCGUUGAUACAAAGGUCAUUGAAAAAUCAGAAGAAUUAAAUGUUCACCUAAAUCUAAAGAAUACGAAUAUGCAUAACGUGGAUUCAGAAGACAUUAUUGAAUCGUCUGAAGUUAUUAAUCUUCCUUGUAAAGAAAAAAAGAAAAAAGAAAAACAUUGUUAUAUUAAAAAUACCAAAAUAAAGAACUGUAAAAAUGGGAGUGAAACUAGUGAAAUAAAAUGUUUUAAUAAACAAAAUGACUUAAAAUUACAAAGCCAUGGUGUUAAAAGAAUUCCACAAAAAGUAAAAACUAACAAAAAUGAAUUUAAGAAUACAAUUAAUUUUGAUUCUUUAGAUUUUUUAAAGGCAGAGAAUCUAUUGAAAUCUCCUAUAUUUGAUUUCGGAAGAAAAAAUACUCGAAGUGAAUCUAAACAUAUAGAGCCACAAAAAAAUCUAGAUAUAACAGAUAAUGUUAAGUUCCAUUUGGGAAAUCGCUUAGUUCCUGCAUCUGUGAACUCCAAAAAAUUUGUUGAGAAGAUAUUCGAAAAACAAUUUAGAACGGAUGAAUCUUCUUAUAAAGAAAGUGAUUUGAAUGUGGAUCAAGAUAAAUGUAAAAUAUUUACACAUUCAUCUGAAAUAAGAGUAAUUCCUGCCACUCCAGAACACUAUGCAGUUCAUGUGGGCAGACCCGCAAUCGAAUAUUCUCCAGAAAUCGUUUUAAAUUCGAAAGUUCCAUUGAUUGAAGUUGAUCAGUCUCCUAAGACACCACAAAGAAAAAUAAAUCAUGUACUCAUUCAGUCUGUUCAAACUCCUUCUCGUAAAGAGUGUGUUGUACAAUUACCAGGUUUAUUUGAACCAGUAACUUCUCCAACCCAGCCAUUCAUCGAUUUAGAACAACAAUUUAAAAUUGAUACUAUGGAAUCGCCCAGUGCUGAUUCUGAGUAUGAAAAUGUUUUUGAAACGGAAGUAUGUAUGAACAAAUCAAACAAUAGUCCGUCUCCCAAUCGUUUUGAUUCUGCUAAAAAACGUAGAAAAAUUGGUAAAGAUGGAUUGCGAGGAAAAUUUCGAGAUCUUAUCAAUCGUAAAAAAUCUGAAGCUUGUAUUCGAGAGUACGAGAAAAACUUAUCUAAAAGUUAUCAACCAAAAGAAUGUGAAACUGCUUUGUUAAAUAUAAUUGAAGCAUGGAAAGAAUUUAGAAGUUUUGUUUUACUUUGCUACUAUAUCAACUCUGAAAAAAAAGUUCAAAAAGUGUUAGUUACUUUAGAAAACUGUCCCAAAAAUGUAACCAAAAAUAGUAUAAUACGAAUUUAUUCUCCUUGGUCAACCAUUAAAUCUGAAAAAAUUGAAGUACUACUGUUCAUUGGUGUCAUUCAUGCUGAAGUAAUUGAAUUUUCUGAAUCUACAAUGCUGCUUGAACCUAAAGCACUAUUCACAAAUUUCAAGGGAUUACUAACAAAUGUAUUUCGAAAUGAAGUUGUAUGGGAAUGUAAUUGUUCUGAAGAGAAUGCUUGUCAAUGUCUUGGAGAACUGAGUACUUUUAACUAUUUAAAAUACAUGAUUUCUUAAUAUGAUUUAAAAAACUGAAAGUUUGUGAUUAUGAAAUAACAACACCAAUCUACCACCUUAAAAAAUAAGAAGUGAAAAGUCUUUGUGAUGUAUUUUGAUACGGAUUUUUCUAAAACGUACACGUGAUAUUAUAAUUAAUGGUAUAAUAAUUGUGGUUAGUAAGUUUUUUUUUUUAAUUCGAAGGGGUCGCAAGUCAUAGUUUGUCUUGUUUAGGCAUGUGGUGUUUCUCUUCAAUAAAAUAGUGGUUUUAAUUACAUACUAAUGGCACAUUUGUA